AUGCCUUCGGUCGCCCUAUUUCAUGACGGUUCAGGCGACUUGCUGAAGCUAAUCAAAUGCCCUUUGGUGUAUCUUGACAGGCAGUACGACCCUGUGGCGAAACUCGGAGAGGAAGUCGUUUGGUUGAAAAACAUAAUUGAGAGCUUGCGUCUCGCGCUGGACCUACCUCCCAUGGAGAGCUCCCGCGUUACGGAGUACAAUCAGGAAACUUUAGAAUGUCUAAGACGAGAGCUGAAAAUCCUCCGAGUCGGACUUCAAGAGCGCGGCUGGCCUCCGUUCGUUCCGUUUCCCUUGGUUCAUGCUCGACCUCGUCUCCAGUACCCGGGCCUGGAAAAAGAAGCAUUCAUUGAGGUGCCUUGCGAAGGGCUCACUCCGCCGCUCAUCAGUCUAGUUCAGUCACUCGACAGCAAACGGAGAAGCAGAGAAUUCGAGGCUGCUCAGGUCGCUAAAAUGCUCGCCAUAGAAGAGUACCGUGAACGCAGACUGAACGCCAAACUGAAGGAAUUGGAAGAGAAGAAACAACGAGAGAUCGAAAACCAAAACUACCUCAAGGAAAAGGAGAGGAAGCGGGAGAUGCGCAACAGAUUCCUUCGCAAGCAACUCGAAGAGUACUACGGAAAGAAAGAGACCGCCAAGUGA
Molecule: messenger RNA, 639 nt
Organism: Neospora caninum
Lineage: Eukaryota; Apicomplexa; Conoidasida; Eucoccidiorida; Sarcocystidae
Exons: 5
Coding region: 1-639 (212 amino acids)
Source: RefSeq, a predicted model, not a curated record